Messenger RNA from Ceraceosorus bombacis, 4073 nucleotides. Lineage: Eukaryota; Fungi; Basidiomycota; Exobasidiomycetes; Ceraceosorales; Ceraceosoraceae. The record is from the annotation of a GenBank genome assembly.
AUGAGAGGAGAUGCCUCACAUGCAGACAUUCUUCGCCACAAGCCAGCAGCAUUCUCCAUCGCAGCUGCUUCGACCGCUUCGAAAGUGACUCCGCAAGAGACUUUUCGCGCUUCUGCUGCCAUGCAACUUCAAGUCCCGCAGUCUUUCUCCAGAGGAGCGCGCGAUUUUGCGGCCUUGGCGGGAUCAUCCACAGCGACGAGGACGCCAGGCUACUGGAAAUGGCAAGGAAAGGUCAAGCGUCCGUACUUUGGCGUGCAUAAGGACAAGACGGGCUACAACACCCUUCCGUCGCAUCACCAGCUCAUUCGCGGUGCGCAAGAUGCAGCUGGCAGCUCGCGAAAUGUGCACGACUCGCCGCGAGCCUCGCCAUCGCCGCAGCAGCAGCAGCCGCACGAUUCGGCUUCGUCACACUCGCUCGCUUCGUCUUGGGAUUUGUCCGAUCUCGACGAUUGGACUAGUGUCUCUUCGCUGCACAAAAGGGCCAAAAUGAAGUCACUCGAGCAGAUUGCGCAUCAGUUGAAUCACGGGACUGCAUCGCUCGGCAAGACUACGCCGCCGCUACUCGGUGGCAGUCUCAGUCGCAAGGCAUCUCUGCUCAGCGACACGAAGACAUCGGCCGAUGACGCUAAAGCGGAAUUUCAAGCGCUUGCACCAUUGGUGCAAGAGCACAUCGCAAAGGUCGGCGCGCAGCCGCACGACAUUGUGCCAGGAACAUUUCGCAACAUGCGAGACAUGUACAAGCGCAAGUAUUCCGACUUUGGACCUGAUACUUCUUUCAGCGUCGCGUCGCAACGACGAUACCUGAAGCACAUUGCAAGACCCGAUCUCCUCGAGCUGUUUUCGCCCGACUUGCGACACAACAAUCUUGGGCCCGUUCGCAAGCUCGCCUUUGGGGAAGGCAGUCGCAGCUCGCGCUGGAGGCAGCGCAUAGAGCUGAAAGCUGGUGGCUACAAUGCCGAUGGGGUGCACGUCGUCGUGCCUUAUCAAGGCAAGAACCACAUACGAAAAUCCUACACGCCUCGCGCAGAUGGCGAAAACCAGCGUAGACUCAUGCAGUCGCUGCAGAGAGAAGGCGACAACAUUCGACGCUUUGGAAUCGUUCAAGGCACUGCACGCAAGCUCUUCAAGGGUAUGAAAACGGACAUUGCCAAGGCGGAAGGUGUGCGCGUGGCUGCCAAGUCGACCGUCAAACAUGUGGAGCUCAGCGCUACACGAGUGCGGCAAAAGGCAACUUCAUCUGUCUCUGCAAGACCGGCGCCGGCUCUUGAAAGUCGCACCGGCACGCAGAUCCAACGCGGCAAGGAUCCGAAAGAGGAACCAAAGGCCAGACGUGCUCUCGCGGCAUUGCCGCACCGUGGGCCCUCUGAGCAGGCUGAGCGUUCUUCUCUGCGACAAUCGAACUCUGAUCCGGAUUACUCUCCCACAACGUCGCUCUCGCUGUCGCCUCCGAGAUACCGGCGCGCGCCCAACCUAUUCAUGUCGGCUUCACGCGAAACGAGCCCUGAUGCGGCGUCUGCUAGCUCGACCAAGUCGCAAUACUCUACCAUGUCAGAUCUUGGCGCUCAUGCGAGCGAUGCGAGGUCUCACUUCAGCCUCGGCGCUCCCUCGCAAAGCCUUGCGGAAUCGCAUUUGGGACUGUCGGAUGCUGCGGCUUGGAGCUGGGGUCGCAAGCGCAAAGCUCCUGCUGCCCCGAGUCCCGCGGUGUGGAACUGGGGACGCACACAGACGAAAUACAGGGAUGCUGGCACGCCAUCCGAUCUGCAUGCAGCCGUUGAAUCGCAAGUUCGGCGGGGAUGGCUGUUUAAGCGCGCACUGACCGAAGAGAUUGAACAAGGUGCCUCACACAUCACCCCAUCGUCGACGACGACUAGCUCCGCCACCUCGACACAUGUAUCGGGGCUUACUAACGUCAGCGCGUACAGCGAUUUGCGGCACCUGGUCAACGAUCCCUCAAGAAGACCCCCUGGCCCGAUCCCAUCGCGCGCCCCAAACGCCGUCCCGUGGGGUUCGGGCAACUGGCGCACGUUGGCACGCCAAAGAAGAGUGCUGCGAGAUAGAAAACAGGAGGCGUGGAUACCGUAUCUCUGCCCUCGACCACCCUGCCAUAUGAACAGAUAUGACCCUGAACGGUCGCUUGGUCGCUUCGAGUCGGAGACGUACGUCGCAGGUGCGACUACGGAACCUCGACCGCCUGGUCCGGUGCCAACCCGUGGGCCCAACAAGCUUCCUUGGGGAGAGGGCGGUAGCAACGCCUUGUCAACGCAGCGAAGAGAGCUAAUCCAACAGGGCAAAGCGUGCUGGAUACCGCAUCUCUGUCCUGUCCAAGCAAAAGGACGAAAAGGACUGCAAGGCGGCGCAAUGAUCACCCCCAAAAUUAGUGCGGAGCACAUUGCAGCAGCUACAGAGGGUCUGCAGCGCCCUUCAGGUCCCGUCCCGACACGAGGCUACAUGAAAGAUCCAUGGGGUGUCGGCACACAAAGAAGCUUGACGGACCAGCGUCACGAGCUUCGCACCAUGGGCAAGGCAGAGUGGAUUCCUUUCCUUUGUCCGGAUCGGGGCUGCAAGUACGCUGACAGACCCGUGGAUGGACAUUCCCUUCUGCAAGGUCUCGAUCCACCUGCUGCGCCGAAAAGACCCGAGGGACCUGAGCCAGUGAGAAAGGGAGGCAGAAACAAAUGGGGAGAAGGCGGUGAUCGUUCACUGACGACGCAGCGCGCAGAAUUGCGCGCAGCUGGCCAGGCCGACUGGAUUCCAUUCCUAGUUCCCAACAAGGAAAGGAAGCGCGAUUACAGUCAUGUACGGCCCAAGCUGGCUUUUGGGGAAGGUUCCGGUCCUGCAAAGACGUAUCAACGCAACACGCUUCGAGCUGCAGGCUUUGGCCAGGACGACGUCUUUUUGAUCGUACCUGGCAAUCAAAACAAAUCAUUCCCACAGGGCAAUAAGCGUCUCAAUGAGCCCGGUGCCUCCGAAGCGACCCACAGAAGAUGGAGUUGGCUUGAAGCGCAGAGCAUACAAAAGCAUGGUCUCGCUGAAGGAGCUCGGAGGAAGUUGUUUGCAUCCCAGUCUUCAAGCUUGACUGACCGACAAAAAGGUCGAGGGAAUGCAGAGGUCGCGGCUUCUGCGCCAACUCGCCCGCUUAGCAUACCGAACACUUUUGUUGCACAUGGUCCCGUAAAGCGACUGCGUUCAAGGCUGCACACCGUUCCAAGAUACAAGAAAUUGCCCGACGAGGAGAACAAUGGCAUGCAAUUGCCCGACGAGGAGAACAAUGGCAUGCAAGGCGCCUCGCGUAGGGACGACGCGCGUCCUGCAGACACGUCAAAGACGCCAACGGCUUCGAGCGAGGGACAGCCAGCCAAGAUCAGGUCGAUGACAUCUGUGUAUGCCGACCUGCUCAAGUCACCAUCUGACGCUGGCGAAGCUUCGCAAAAGAUGCUGAAGCGUCAAAGACUUGACGGUAGAGAUGUAGAGAUGUCGCUCGGGGACGAUGAUCUUUUGCCUCGCCAAACGAGCUCUGCUUUGCGCAGUCCAAGUGCUCGCUCUCUCCCCAUCACGAGAGACUUGCUAGCAGUGCGCGGACUAGCAGAGGAGCGGACAUUUGCUCCGAUACUAGAAGAAGAGGUGCAGACCAUUUUGGCUCAAGCGCCUCCAGGUGUUCGCCCCAGCAAGCUUUCCACACAACGACAAAAUGUCGGGGAAGCGCCGGCUGAUUUGCCCGGUGGCUCUGGCUCACUGCGCGGUCCAGAUCAGACGCAACUUGUGGAGCAGCAGGCCUCUGAUUCGGUUGAACAUGCACAUGCACAGCAGAGACUAGGCCACCCUUUUGAAGCGCUGCCGCUGACACCAGAAGAGCAGCGCCGACUGGACGAAGCCUUGGGCACGCGCGUCGUGCGCGGACGACAAUGGGGAGUAGGCGGAACGGCUACCUUAGCCAGGCAGCGCAGGUGGCUGCGUGCGCACGAUCUGGAGGACCUCAUCGUAAAGCUGUGUCCCGAUCAAAGAUGUUGGAACAAGAGACAGCCAUUGCCUUUGGGACAGGGCUCUUCGGCCACUUUGAGCAGGCAGAGGAAUAG